AAUUGCAUUUCCAAGGCUCCCUCCGGCUGCAUUCCCUUCUUCAAUCCCGUCUUCACCGGAGGCAUGCUCCAGAACUGCGAGUGUGGAUUUUCCCUGCCACGCGUCGCUCGCCUGGUGGCAGUGGAUGCUAGUAGGCUUUGCGAUCUUCUUUGCGUGUGCGAUGGUGGGCGCUUGCAUCAUGUACGGCACCAAGGGAGCUGAGUAGACAUGUCAGCUUGGAGCAAAAUACACAUGGCUAAGACGCCUUCUAACGUAAUCGGUAUAAUUUUUUUUUAGUGUUUAUGGAAGUAGUGAUCAAAUCAUCAACUUCUGCAGUGAGACCAUAGCAAACCUCUUUUGCUGAAUUGUGUGCUUUAUAAGUUUUCAUUGGUGCUAAUCCACCGUGUUGCAUGUCACAAUUCCAACAGGUUUCACAGUAGGGUGGGCUCUGCCCUCUCUCGCGAGCCCGAGACGCAUAGGCUGUUCCCUCCCUAGUAGCGUUUCGCCGCGUCAAGCCCCACGCCUUUGCGCCUUGCGCGCUAGCGAGCCCUCCAUGGACGUCCUUAUUAGUGCCCGCGGAUCAUGCUCCAACACAACAAGCUCGAAUCACACUGGAGUUUCCUGAGUUCGUCCCACAUCGCAUCCGAAACCCUAGAAAGUCCUUCCUUUCAGCGACGAAAACCGUAUCUCCCGAAAAAUACGCGAAGCCCUCCAUCGAUCUCGGGCCAUGGCGUUUCCUAGCUCCUUAACCUUAACCCUCCUCGCGGCGCUCUGCCUGGUCCACGCGUCUCUGGCGGCGAAUCUGCCGCCCGGCGGGUGCCACACGCGAUACGUGUGUCCGUACAUCGACGACCUGGCGACGGCGACCAUCGACGACACCACGUACACGAGCUACCCGUUCCUCGGCGACUUCCAGGGCGUGUUCAACGACCAGUACGGCGCGUUCGUGCCGUUCCAGCGCGGGUCGGGCCCCGUGAACUACGAGCGGUACACGGAGGUGGGCACCAUCUUCGACGUCGUCAAGGGCGGUCUACGGCGACACGCCUGCAGGAGUGCUGCCGCGCCUGCGCGCGCUCCACCUACUGCUAACCAGUGGCACUGGUUCAAAAACUCGCGGCUGGCGGGCGAGAAUGCGAACGUGGCGGGGUUCAUCGACCGCGUGCAGUGCUACCUGCUGGAGAGGAUUGGCGGGUCGGGCAUGUCGGGCGACUACCAGACGCCGUACGCGGGGGAUGCGACGGAGCAGACGGCCAACGCGGCGACCAUCCCGCUGAGCUUCCUGGGCGGGCUGUGCAACGGCACGGCGCUGGUGGAGAACGACCCGCAUCUCACGGGCGCGCACGGCACGCGCUACGACUUCACGGGCCGCCUCGACAAGUCGUUCUGCCUCUUCUCCGACCGCCGCUUCCACGUCAACAUGCUCCUCAACGGCUACCAGGGCGCGCCGCCCGCCCUCGCCACGUCCGCCGCGUCGGCAGGGACCAACUCCGCGGGUAAGGAGUCGUCGACGGAGCUGCACACGUGGAUCAAGGAGGUGGGCGUGGUGUGGGUGGGCGCGGACGGCGCGAACCACACGCUGCGCAUGGUGGCGCGCAAGGGCAAGCAGCAGGAACGCGGCGCCGACGGGUUCGUGGCGCUGCUGGAGGUGGACGGGGCGGCGACGCGCGUGCCUGGCGUGGGCGAGACGGUGGCGACGGAGAGCGGGGUGGCGGUUACCAAAGUGGCGGAGGCGAAGGAGGGGCCGUUCGACGUGGACCAGUUCCAGGUGCGCGUGGCGGGGCUGGGGGAGCUGGACGUGCGCGCGCGCGUGGCGCACCCGCUGCUGCAGACGGCGGAGGAGGCGGAGGCGCACUUCAACGUGGAGCUGUCGGACGUGGCGAUGACGUCAGCCGUGCACGGCGUGCUGGGGCAGACGUUCCGCAGCACCCCGAGCAGCUGCAGCGCGCCGUGAAGUACUCACACCUGGCAGCACUGUUGCACCGCCCCGUCGACGUCGACAAGGCGGACGGCAGCGGCUUCCUGGAUGGCCGUGUGGAGGACUACAUCUCCUCCUCCGUCGUCGCGCCCGACUGCAAGUACGCCAGCUACGGCACCACCGAGUAACGCAAGAGGUGUGGUGCAUGCCGGCUGCCGUGGUGGUCCCGAUCAAAAGCAGUGAAGCGAAAUGUGUGAUGCCGGGGUGCCCAUCUGAAAGCCUGAUUUGGUGUCAGGCGAAUAAGGGCAGCUUGAGCAUUGUUGAGGUUUAUUAGUGGGCUCAUGUACUGUUGCAUGUUCUGUGUGUGUACCCCUUCCAAAUUAUUACACUCAUCGUGGCUUUGCCACAC
Closterium sp. NIES-67 is the source of this 2303-nucleotide messenger RNA. The record is from the annotation of a GenBank genome assembly. Lineage: Eukaryota; Viridiplantae; Streptophyta; Zygnematophyceae; Desmidiales; Closteriaceae.